Messenger RNA from Cornus florida, 2534 nucleotides. Its product is annotated as zeaxanthin epoxidase, chloroplastic. The transcript is spliced from 16 exons. The coding region runs from base 254 to 2278 and encodes 674 amino acids. Gene Ontology annotation, molecular function: FAD binding; zeaxanthin epoxidase activity; protein binding. The record is from RefSeq and is a predicted model, not a curated record. Gene Ontology annotation, biological process: abscisic acid biosynthetic process. Lineage: Eukaryota; Viridiplantae; Streptophyta; Magnoliopsida; Cornales; Cornaceae. Gene Ontology annotation, cellular component: membrane; chloroplast.
AAUGGAUUGGUUCACAAUCCUUGUUACCCCACCACCACCAUCACCGUCCUUCAAUCUUUACUUGUCCCAAAAUCCCACAUUUAAUUUUUAAUUUUUAUAUUAAAAAACCCACUUCCCAGUUCCAAUCUCCAACACAAAAAUUCCCAUUUUCUCUUUCAAAUUUUGAUUCUUCAUUUUGUUCCUCAAAAACCCAUUUGCACACACCACACACAAGAAAUACUGGUAAUUGAACUUGGGUUGUUCUUGAAUUUUAAUGGGUUCAACUGUGUUUUACAGUUCAAUCAACUUAUCAUCAACACUUUCCCCCAAAACCCACUUCCCAAUUCCAAUCUCCAAAGACUUCUCAGUUGAAUAUUUGCAAUCCAUAGACUGUGCCCACAGCUCCAGAUGGAAAGAAAAAGGGCAAAUGAAGAGGAUGACAAAGGUGAAAGCCGCAGUAACAGAAGCCCCAUCGGCUUCGCCGCCGACGCAGAGCGGUGGUACCGGAAUUGAUGGCAAUUCGCCGCCUCCACAACGGAAGCUAAGAAUACUGGUCGCCGGGGGAGGGAUCGGUGGGCUAGUUUUCGCGUUGGCGGCAAAGAGGAAGGGGUUUGAGGUGGUGGUGUUUGAGAAGGAUUUGAGUGCAGUUAGAGGGGAGGGGCAAUACAGGGGUCCAAUUCAGGUGCAGAGUAAUGCAUUGGCUGCUUUGGAAGCUAUUGAUAUGGAGGUUGCUGAGGAGGUCAUGAAGGCUGGCUGCAUAACUGGUGAUAGGAUUAAUGGAUUAGUUGAUGGAAUUUCUGGCUCUUGGUACUGCAAGUUUGAUACAUUCACUCCUGCGGCGGAACGGGGCCUUCCAGUCACAAGAGUUAUUAGCCGCAUGACUUUACAACAAAUCCUGGCCCAUGCUGUUGGGGAGGACGUCAUUAUGAAUGAUAGUAAUGUUGUAAAUUUUGAGGAAGAUGGUGAUAAGGUUACUGCAAUUCUGGAGAACGGACAGCGAUAUGAAGGCGAUCUUCUAAUUGGGGCUGAUGGAAUAUGGUCCAAGGUAAGGAAAAAUCUGUUUGGAUACACAGAACCCACAUACUCAGGCUACACUUGUUACACUGGUAUUGCAGAUUUUGUGCCUGCUGAUAUCAAGACUGUUGGGUACCGAGUAUUUCUGGGACACAAACAAUACUUCGUUUCCUCAGAUGUUGGUGGAGGAAAGAUGCAGUGGUAUGCAUUUCACAACGAACCAUCCGGUGGUGUAGAUGAUUCCAAUGGUAAAAAGGAAAGGUUGCUUAAAAUAUUUGGGGGCUGGUGUGAUAAUGUGAUAGAUCUGUUGCUUGCCACGGAUGAAGAGGCAAUUCUUAGACGUGACAUAUAUGACCGAGCACCAACUAUUACUUGGGGAAGGGGUCGUGUGACCUUGCUUGGGGAUUCCGUCCACGCAAUGCAGCCAAAUUUGGGUCAAGGGGGAUGCAUGGCUAUUGAGGAUGGCUAUCAGCUAGCAUUGGAGCUUGAUAGAGCUUGGAUGCAAAGCACUAAGUCAGGAAUUCCUAUUGAUAUCGUCUCUUCUUUAAAGAGCUAUGAGAGCGCUAGAAGACUACGGGUUGCCAUUAUCCAUGGACUGGCAAGAAUGGCUGCAAUCAUGGCUACAACUUAUAAGCCGUAUUUGGGCGUAGGACUUGGUCCAUUGUCGUUUCUGACAAAGUUUCGGAUACCACAUCCAGGAAGAGUAGGCGGCAGAUUUUUUAUUGACAUCGGAAUGCCUUUAAUGUUAAGUUGGGUACUCGGUGGUUACGGCUCAAAGCUUGAAGGGAGACCAUUAUGUUGCAGACUCUCAGACAAAGCAGAUGAUCAAUUACGGAGAUGGUUUGAAGAUGAUGAUGCACUGGAGCGUGCUCUUAGUGGAGAGUGGUUCUUAUUCCCAUAUGAAAAUCCCAGUGGUGCUUUACGAUCUAUUUUCUUAAGCAGGGAUGAAGAAAAGCCCUGCAUAAUAGGGAGUGUAUCACAAACUGAUAUUCCUGGGACUUCAAUAGCCAUACCUUCACCCCAGGUUUCCGAGAUGCAUGCUCAAAUAAGCUACAAAGAUGGUGCAUUUUUCCUGACAGAUUUGCGGAGCGAACAUGGUACCUGGAUCACUGAUAACGAAGGGAGGCGGUAUCGGUUGCCUCCAAACUUUCCUUCUCGUCUCCGGCCAUCGGAUGUUAUCGAGUUUGGUUCUGAUAAGAAGGCUGCAUUUCGGGUAAAGGUAUUGAGCGCUCAACCAAAGGUUACUGGGAAGAACGAAGGAAGUGAAGUUCUCCAGGCCGUUUGAGAAUCCUCAACCAGACCUCCUGUCGUUGAGAUGCACAGAAAUUGUACAGCAUUUACUUGGGGCAGUGGAGCUGCGUAAAGCUGCUGCAUUUUGUAUAAUGUAGGAUCACGCCAUAGCAUCACAAAAAGAAAUGGAGCGAAAGCUCAGCAUUCUUUCGAUCUAGAACUGGAACGUGUAAUCUUAAAUGUAGAAAUACAGAAUAUAAUUGCGAAAGGGAUGCUAAAUCCUCAAUAUCAAAAUUUUCAUUUGCCUUUUA